AUAUCCACCAAUCAGAGAAACAGGAAGAGCUGCAGUGAAGAAGACAAACCGAAAGUAAGUUGAAGAUGAAGAGCCGUUAGAGAAACAGAGAAGAUCACAGAUGUGGAGGAGUUCAGACGGAAGCAGAGAGCAGUGUGUCGAGUGUCCUGCUGUGUCUGUGAAGACUGAAAACCUCAUGAUGGAGCCUCAUCACUUCAGCAGUGAAGAAAGAAGUUCUCACUUAAAAGUGGAACCUCCAGAAACCAACUAUGUGUAUAUGAUGGGCAACAACUCAAUGUAUCAGCCUCUUUAUUUCAAUAACGAAAGAACCAGUACUGACCUGAGACUGCAGACAUGCAGAGCAGAACCUCCAGAGCUGAGCUAUGUCUCUAUGAAGAGCCACAACUCUGUACUGCAGACAUUCAGAGACCCUCCAGAGCCCAGCUGUUUGUCUAUGAAGAGCAGCAACUCAAUGUAUCAGCCUCCUGGUUUCAGUGAUGAAAGACCCAGUACUGACCUGAGACUGCAGACAUACAGAUCAGAACCUCCAGAGCCCAGCUGUGUCUCUAUGAAGAGCAGCAACUCAAUGUAUCAGCCUCCUGGUUUCAGUGAUGAAAGACCCAGUACUGACCAGAG
Molecule: messenger RNA, 615 nt
Organism: Colossoma macropomum (tambaqui)
Lineage: Eukaryota; Metazoa; Chordata; Actinopteri; Characiformes; Serrasalmidae
Source: RefSeq, a predicted model, not a curated record